This is a messenger RNA of Lycium barbarum (goji berry), 1823 nucleotides long. RefSeq names its product isoleucine N-monooxygenase 2-like. The transcript has 3 exons. Lineage: Eukaryota; Viridiplantae; Streptophyta; Magnoliopsida; Solanales; Solanaceae. The record is from RefSeq and is a predicted model, not a curated record. Gene Ontology annotation, molecular function: monooxygenase activity; oxidoreductase activity, acting on paired donors, with incorporation or reduction of molecular oxygen; iron ion binding. The coding region runs from base 55 to 1701 and encodes 548 amino acids.
CUAUAUAUUGCAAGCUAUAUAGAGAGGAAUCCUACAGACACCAAAUAUAGAGGCAUGCCGAAAAUACUUAGCUUAUCAUUGAUCUUAUAUUCUAGUUGUAACAUGACAACAUCGAUGACAAAGUCCUUAAAUUCCUUUGCUUUUCUCAUACUACUGCUCACUUUCUUCUGGCUAUUUCCCAUUCUCAUAUCAAAAUAUCUCCAAAAUAGAAAGUUCAAUAAUUCAUCAUCAUCAUUCCCACAACUUCCUCCGGGUCCAAAACCAUGGCCAAUUCUUGGAUGCCUCCCACAAAUGAUUCUAACAAACAUGUCGAGGUCUCGAUGGGUACACAAAGUUAUGGACGAUAUGAACACUGAUAUUGCAUGUAUCCGUCUAGGAAAUAAUGUCCAUAUUAUUCCUGUAACUUCUCCUGAACUUGCUUGUGAAUUCUUGAUUAAAAAAGACUCAAUUUUCUCAUCAAGACCACAAUGCAUGGCGGCUAGUCGUCUUAUAACUAGUGGCUACUUGACAACAAUUUUAACAAAUGGUGAUCAAUGGAAGAAAAUGAAAAGGGUUAUCACUAAUCACAUCCUUUCGGCCACCGCUCAUCAGCGGCUUCAUGAUAAAAGAAUGGAGGAAUCUGACUAUCUUAUUAGACAUGUAUAUGAUCAAUGCGCUGGCCAAAGGCUUGUAAAUGUAAGAAGUGUUGCGAGACACUUUUGUGGAAAUGUAAUGAGGAAAAUAUUGUUCAACAAAAGGUUUUUGGGAAAUGGAAAUGAAGAAGAGCAAGUGAAUGCAUGUUUUACGGUUCUUGAUCAUAUAUUUGGGUUUUCAGUCUCUGAUUACUUGCCAUCAUGGAUAAGUAAAUUGGAUUUAGAUGGCCAUGAAAAGAUAUUAAGAGAAGCAUUGAGGUGUGUGAAAAAGUACCAAGAUUCAGAAAUUGAUGCAAGGAUUAAUAUGUGGAAGGAUGAUAUUAAGACCAAAGAAGAAGAUGUUCUUGAUAUUCUUAUUCAACUUAAGGAUGGUGAAGGUAACCCUCUAUUGACUGUUGAAGAGAUCAAAGCAGAAGUUAUUGAGGUAAUGCUAGCAGUAGUGGAUAAUCCAUCAAAUGCAGUUGAGUGGGCACUAGCGGAAAUGCUGAAUCAACCAAAAACUCUUGAAAAAGCUAAACAAGAACUCGACACCAUUGUUGGAAGGGACAACUUGGUCCAAGAAUCUCAUUUCCCAAAGUUGAACUAUGUCAAGGCAUGUCUAAAGGAGGCAUUUCGGCUCCAUCCAGUUGCACUCUUCAACAUUCCUCAUGUCGCUAUUUCAGACACUAUUGUUGACAACUACUUUAUUCCUAAAGGUAGUCAUGUGUUAAUAAGUCGUUUAGGCCUUGGUCGAAAUCCUAGAAUUUGGCCCGAAGAUCCUCUUAUGUUUAAACCCGAACGACACCUCAUUCUCAAGAACAAUACCUACGAUGAAGUGAUUUUUCAAGAUCCAACUUUAAGAAUGUUCGCGUUUAGUGCGGGAAGAAGAGGAUGCCCAGGAGUUUUACUAGGUUCUGAUAUCACAAUCAUGAUGUUUGCUAGGUUGCUUCAAGGAUUCAAUUGGAGUUUGCCGCCCAAUCAUGUGCAACGAAUUGACCUGAUUGAGUCCCCCAAUAAUAUGUAUCUUGCUCAACCUCUUAUGGCUCUGGCUGAACCAAGAUUGACUGAAAAUAUGUACCCAUUGGUAUGAGGUGUUGUUUUAAACCAGUCGAGUUUUAUCCAAAUAAGUUGGUCAAGAACAAAAAUUAUGUAAUGAUGUUAUACUUUCUACUACCUAUUGAUUUUCCAAUUAUAUAUUCGGAUUUUGAUUAA